ACCUCUUCUUCUACCCCCGCUUCAUAUUCUUCUAUUCUUUCUCUGUCCCGUUCUCCCUAGUUCCACCUUUCUAUCCAAAAAAUGCAAGUUUCUUUUGCUUGCACCGAGCAGACCCUGCGAAGUAGGACCAGUGAGGACCGUUUAUGCCCCAAUCGCCCCUCGGGUGGGCAAAAUGGAGGAACGGGGAGCCAGGCCAAGCAACGCACACCCCCUUUGGGGACUAAGAACCCUAGCCAGGUGCUCCCCAUUCUCUCCCGCAUCUUGCGCGAGUCCACUGGAAAAGCUACAGGAAUGAAAUACAGGAAUUUGGGCAAAUCGGGACUUCGGGUUUCUUGUCUGGGACUCGGUACCUGGGUAACGUUUGGUUCGCAAAUCACGGAUGAGGUGGCAGAGAACCUCAUGAAUGUAGCCUACGAGCACGGAGUUAAUCUGUUCGAUACUGCAGAGGUGUACGCGGCCGGAAGAGCAGAGAGGACUCUGGGAAAUAUCCUUAAGAAGAAGGAAUGGAGACGUUCCAGUUACGUCGUGACCACAAAGAUCUACUGGGGAGGACAAGCAGAGACUGAGAGGGGACUGUCCCGGAAACAUAUCAUUGAAGGACUCAGAGGCUCCUUGGAGCGUCUUCAGCUGGAUUAUGUAGACAUUGUGUUUGCCAACCGUAUGGAUGCUAACAGUCCGAUGGAAGAAAUUGUUAGAGCCAUGACGUUUGUUAUCAACCAGGGGAUGGCUAUGUACUGGGGAACAUCACGCUGGAGUGCGAUGGAAAUUAUGGAAGCGUAUUCUGUCGCCCGUCAAUUUAAUCUAAUCCCACCCGUCUGCGAGCAGGCGGAGUAUCAUCUGUUCCAACGUGAAAAGGUGGAGACCCAGCUACCUGAACUGUAUCACAAGAUAGGUGUUGGCUCUAUGACGUGGUCUCCUUUGGCCUGUGGUCUAAUCACAGGGAAAUAUGCAGAGAGCGUUCCAGAAAAAUCCAGAGCAUCUUUUAAGGGUUACAAGUGGCUGAAAGAGAAAGCUGCAAGCGCAGAAGGCAAAAAGCAGCACUCCAAGGUGAAGGAACUUCAUCCCAUCGCUGAACGUCUUAACUGCACCGUCACACAACUGGCCAUCGCAUGGUGCCUGAGGAGCGAAGGGGUCAGCUCGGUGCUUCUGGGCGUUUCUAACUGUGACCAGCUACUGGAGAACCUCGGGUCAAUCCAGGUUUUGUCUCAGUUAACACCUCAGAUCGUAGCAGAAAUCGACCAGAUUCUCGGCAACAAACCCAGCAUAAAGAAGGAUUCCAGAGCGUGAGGUUUCACCAUCCGCGUUCGGGAACUUCCAACAAGUCUCCUUAUGCAGGAGAUAAAGGACAUAUCACGCUAGCCUGGUGCAUGCUCCCCCCCUCUGGCAGUGCUGAGAGAGCGGGAGGAGAACAUUUAACCAGCAAUAAGGGGACAAGUAUCGUCUGCCUGCUUAAUACUACGGGGUCAACACAUGCAUUUACUCAUGUCACCCUACAGACGGAGGGGCAGGAGUUUAACCCUUUUGUGUCCUUAUUGAUUAGGGGACAGGCUCCCGACACCCUUCCAUUCUGUACUGUGGGAGGGACAGGCUGAGUCGUGCUAAGGAGUUUGGACAAUAAUGGGUUUUCUCGAUAUCACCCAACCUCUGUUGGUGAGACCGAUUCUUACUGUUCCUUCCAUCCACAGCCAAGAGGGACAGCCUUGCUCCACUAUGGGAGGUUUAUAGUUUGUCAUUGGCUCCCACAGGGUAGGGGUAGAGAUGGAGCGCCUGCAAUGCCUUCUAGCACUCGCUGUUGAAGAACUGGCUGGUCGGUUCUAUGGUGGUCACAGCCAUCUUGUGGUCCCCCAUUUGUGCCUAAGGACAUCUGAGAUGUAAGUCAAGCCCAGGACAUGUUCCUAUAAUUUCACCCUACCCCACACCACACCACAAAAAAAAUGUCCACAGAGACCCAUAUCCCUUC
Messenger RNA from Spea bombifrons (plains spadefoot toad), 1960 nucleotides. It is a transcript of the gene KCNAB3, whose product is annotated as potassium voltage-gated channel subfamily A regulatory beta subunit 3. The transcript has 14 exons. Bases 82 to 1287 code for a protein of 401 amino acids. The record is from RefSeq and is a predicted model, not a curated record. Gene Ontology annotation, molecular function: voltage-gated potassium channel activity; transmembrane transporter binding; potassium channel regulator activity. Gene Ontology annotation, cellular component: voltage-gated potassium channel complex; cytoplasm; membrane. Gene Ontology annotation, biological process: potassium ion transport; regulation of potassium ion transmembrane transport. NCBI's taxonomy places the organism in Eukaryota, Metazoa, Chordata, Amphibia, Anura, Pelobatidae.